Messenger RNA from Rodentolepis nana, 732 nucleotides. The record is from the annotation of a GenBank genome assembly. NCBI's taxonomy places the organism in Eukaryota, Metazoa, Platyhelminthes, Cestoda, Cyclophyllidea, Hymenolepididae.
AUGGCGGUGAUGGAUAGCGUUCCGGCAGAUAUUAAUCGAAUUGAACAAGAUAUUCAGGGAAUUAAACAACAAAUUGACCAAUUCGAGGAAAUUCUCAAAAGUGCUGAAUCUGGUCAUACCUCUGUUUCCUACCUAAAUGAGCGAUAUCAUGCAAUCAUACUUACUACCAAAGACUUAUCUCAUCAUUUGAAGUCCCUUCGGGCAGCCUCUAAUUCACCCGGUGUUAAUGAUGCCCUUCGGGCUCGGGCUCGAAAUCUACACGAACAGGCUAUUAAUCAAACCACUAGAGUUCAGCGUAUCGGUCGAGAGACUCAGCGGAUCUCAACUGCUAUUGCUCGUUCUGCUGCAGCUUCAUCUCAAGCAACCAGUGAAGCCAUGGUUGGUUUUAAAGGAGGAUUUGGCUCUGGAGUGCAACAGCAGCAACAGAUGAUGCAAACGCAAGAAGAUGAGCAAAUGGCGCGAGAUAUGGAGGCUCUGGAAGCCGAUAUUGUCAUGGUGAAUGAGCUUUUUACUACCUUGGCAACUUACGUUCAUGACCAAGGAGAAAUCGUUGACUCCAUUGAGGCUAACACUGAAGCCGCUUAUGUUCAAGUUCACUCGGGGGUUUCGCAACUACAAUCAGCUGUUCAGCACCGAAAAUCUGCACGACGCAAGAAGUGUAUAUGUGCUCUAAUUCUCUUGGCUGUUCUAUUUAUCAUUGCUCUUUUAAUUGGAUUGAAUUUCAGGAAAUAG